CAUAUAAUGAGCCAUGUAGACACAAGGAAUUAUAAAUACACUUGACAUAUUUGUUAAGGUUCCAUGUCAAACCACUACAAGCCUUGCCAAUAUGUGCCUUGAUUAAUCAUGUCUCUUUCGCAAUACUGUACACUGUGGUGUAGGGUGUGAAAGAGCACUUUCUUUAUGGCGCUGUGGUGCAAUUGCAUGCUGGGAGAACUUAAAGUCCAGCUGUUAUCAAUGUGGAGAAAGUACAGGAAGAGUCGACUAGAGCUGGUUAGGUUUCGUGGUUUGAGGCGCUAAAGAUGUGGUGGAAGAUGAAGGACGUUUUACAAAUCAGGAUGUCAGCCUUCAUCUUGGCCUUGAUACUACACUUGGCUGCAUGCCAUCCAUGUGAAAGCCCCGAAAGGAAAUGCGACUUUGUAUGUGACUGUUCUGAAUGUGACGAUGAGCAGGAUUGUGGAUAUCUGAAGGGGUUUGUAUGUGACUUUGAGGAUGCUGGAUUGUGCGGCUGGAAGGAGCAGUCCUUGAAUGCAGCUUACAAGUGGGAGAGGCGUCAGAGAGGUGACAUGAUGCCUCAAAGCGGGCCCUCCUCUGACUUCACCAUCGGGACUGCCUCAGGUUGGUUUAUGGCUGUGACUGAGGUCAAGUCCGCCAGUGUCAGCACCGCUGUCCUGGUGUCACCAUCGAUGCAACAGUCGUCCCCCACAUGUCGCCUUCGUCUUAGAUAUUUCAUGUGGGAUUCAGGUGAAACAGGACUUGGCUCUUCUCCACUGUGGGCGUCUGUAAUUCAGGAGAACGCUCAACAGGCCGUCGUGUGGCGUCCUGAGGCCACCAGCGUCCGGGGAUGGAGAGAGGCCAUCAUCUUUCUGGGCCGCAUUGCCACAACAUUUCAGAUCCAUCUUUACUCACACCGGUCUGAAGGACAGAGAGGCGAUAUAGCUGUAGACCAGCUGGAGUUCCUGGACUGCGCUUUACCCUUGCCACUUCCUGGGAAAGAGUGUCCCGAUGGAAUGCUGGAGUGUAAGCGUGAGGGCUGUGUAGCGCAACGCCAGGUGUGUGAUGGCACUGACGACUGUGGUGAUGGAACGGAUGAGGAGAACUGUGAAGGUUAUCGUCGCUGCGACUUUGAGAAAGACCUGUGUGAUUGGGACCUCAGGUCAUUGUCCAAACUGAAAUGGGUCAGGAUGAGCCAGGGAAACAUUCCCAUUUCAGAUCCCGUGAAAGGACCAGGACGGGACCACUCCAGCAACAGUGCAUCAGGUCACUUCUUGUAUGUCACCGUUCCUGAUGAGGGGCUCCUGCAAGACUGGGCAGCUUUCCAAAGUCCUCGUCUGCAGCCCACCAACAGUACUCAUCCUUGCAAGAUGAUUAUGUACACACACCAGUUUGGGCCGAGGUCUGGUGGGCUGACGGUACUGGUGGCAGAUAAGAGCAUCACCCCUAUUUGGGAGCGGGGCGGAGCUCUGGGUGAUGUUUGGGUGAAAGCUGAAGUGGAAAUUGUCAAUAAUAGCCCUUUUCAGAUUCUUAUCAUGGCAGCAGUCAGGGAUUUAGCAUUUGGCGGUAUUGCUGUUGACGACAUUUUGUUGUCUUCUGAAUGUCGCCCAUCAAACGAAAGUGUUACUUUGGAAAAAAUUCCUAAAUCUCCCAAAGAUCCGUGCACGGAGCCAGAAAUGAUGUGUGACUUUCACCCUGACUGUGAAGGUGCAGAGGAUGAAGCCCAGUGUGGGGAUUUCUCCUACAGUAAAGGCAGCUCAGCUUGGACAGACACCAGUAUCGGGAGUCAAAGUUGGUUGCUUCACAAGAAUUCCACUGCAAAAGAGGAAUACUUGUAUGUGAUCAAGGCACCAGGCCAGCAACUGACUGAGGCCCAGACGCAGACCCCCCUCCUGGGCCCUUCCGGCCCGGCUUGUACCUUAAGCUUUGAUUUUUCACUUACAGGCAAUCCAGCUCACAUAGGUGAACUGUCUGUCAGGGUGAUAGACAGCAUGUUGGGAGUGCAACCAAAACUGUGGGAAUUCGGUGGAAAGACCGGAAUAGGGGAGGCGGAAUGGCAACAUGCGGAGGUGGCCAUUGGAGCCAGAAAACAUCGUUUUCAGUUGGCAUUUGAAUCCCGUGCGGUGAAACUAUGUCCUUGCGCCAAGAUUAAAGUAAAAAAUGUUUACUUCAGCGGUUGCCAUGCAAACUAUUUUCCAUCUUCUUCAACCGAACUGUCAUGCAACUUUGAGGAUAGACUCUGUGGAUGGUACCAGGACAACAGUGACAAUUUUGACUGGACACAGCUUGAUGGGAUGGACCACACGAUCGGGUUUGGUAAAAGUCUUGUGGUGGACAUGUGGAGUUCCUCACUGCGUGGUGCAUUUGGACGUUUGCUGUCACUCCCGCUAUUACCAGGUCAUACAGACAAAUGCCUGACCUUCUUCUACAAAAUCUACGGACCAAACACAGGUUCUCUGAAUGUGAAAUUAAUUGACACGAAUGGAUACGAGGAGGUGCUGUGGACUCGCAGUGGAGCUCAUGGCAACAUGUGGCACGAAGCACACUGCCCAGUACCACACCAGCUCACAACACAUCAGCUGAUGUUUGAGGCCGUUCGCUCUGGCUUUGACGGUCGAGUGGCCAUUGAUGAUGUGGCGCUGUUGGCCCGUCCCUGCACCGUGCCGAGGGUGUGCUCCUUUGAGGGCCAGGAUUGUGGCUACAAAAGCUCUGGUCAGGCUUACUGGGUUCAUCGGAGUGGACACACUGCGACAGGGACUGGGCCCAAAACUGAUCACAGUCUGGAAACAGAACUGGGUUUUUACAUGAUGGUUAACACUGGAAGAAGCUCCUUUCCCGCUGGUGCAACAGCAGCCCUGACGUCACCUAUUCGCCAGGGAACAGUUAAAACAGAGUGUCUCCAUUUCUGGUAUCACAUGGGAGGCGAGAAUCCCGGUUCUCUAUCGGUGUAUAUGAAGCCUGCGAAGGGUGAAAGGGUGAAGAUCUUCACAGAUAGUCUGAACCAGGGAGAUGUCUGGCGCCAUGGCAAUGGCAACAUCUCCACUAGCCUUGCGGACUGGCAGCUGCAGUUUGAAGUGAUUGGAAGAGGAGGAAAAGACACCCAUGUUGCCAUUGAUGAUAUUUCCCUUUCUGCACAUCCGUGUGAAAAUGAAGGUUCAAAGUGCAGUCUCGAGAGAGGAAUGUGCGGCUGGAGCAACACUCAGAACAGCAAUCGGGACCAACUGGAUUGGGAGUUGACGAGCCACGAGGCAGACGGUCACUACUCCACCCCGUUGGAAGAUCACACCCUCGGAACCGAGAAAGGCCACUUCCUGUUCUUUCCAAGUAGCAACAGGACAGCAGCCAAUCAGAAGGCUCAGCUGCUCAGCCCGCACUUGCCCCCGACUAAAGGAACUUGUCUGAAAUUCUGGGCUUUCAAACCAUACUCGUCAGACAGCCAGUUAAAGGUAUGGACAUUGUCGAAAGGUCUUCUCAAAGAGCUGCUAGAGGUGAGCGAGCUUGGAGGUCCAUGGAGACGCUUCCACCUUGACAUCAUUUCCACUGAAGAAUACCAGAUUGUCUUUGAGGGAAUCAAGGGUUCAUCUGGUGCCCUGGCUCUGGAUGACAUUGAGUACACCAUCGGGAUCAACUGUGCUAAAAAAGUCACUGAUGUCGAUAAAGCCUCAGCGAAGCCUGACAACGCUGGAGGGAUUGCGGCAUCAAUCAUCGUGGUCAUGCUGUUGAUUGGCACACUCAUAGCGCUCCUGGUUUACUAUCUACGAAUUCAAAGGAGGGUCACGACUUUGACCAACCCAUCCCCUUCGACUGCUGGUUUCAGUAACGACACUUACGAACCAGAUGCCACAGAGAACCACGUGAGAAUACCACCAGCACAAAACCACCCGAUGGCAGCUGGGUUCAAUAAUGUCUCUGUGUCUGCUGGUGUCAGAGAGAGGGAGGUGGCAUGAGAAGAGGUCCCACGACUCAGGUGGCUUUGUGAAAUUUAGGCGAUAUCACAGCAGAAGAACUGCUUGUGUCGACCUUACAUCUCACACACACACACACACGCAUACACACAUACACAAAUAUCCACACUGAUGAAGGUCUAAUCAGGACACUGUUCUUCACAUGUGAUGACCUCAAUGAGGUCCGACGACUGCUGGAGGCCAAAAAGCGGCAUGAUGCGUUGCAUAGGUGGAAAUCUGUCUUAACGUCUGGGCCUGCAGAUGAAAACACCUGAGUAGUCACCUUAAGACGCCAUUUGCAGUGCACUGUGGGCAUGAAGUGGAAAGGGGCUGAGGUUGCCAGGUGCUUUUUUUAAGGUUGCAUUGUGGAACUUGAAAGCCCACAAGGACAAAUGUCUUUUGUAAGGGCAAUUGAUAAACUGAUAGACGGCCCUGCUGGGAAAAAAGAAAAGAAUUGUAACAGAUAAGAAAGGGCAACAGACAGAAACAUCAUCCUGUAUAAUCUAUGAUAAAUACAUUAAAUUCAUGAGCAUUGAAAUGUCUGUUUUUUUUAUAGUUUCACUUCGUAAAAAAACUUCAUUCAUUUAUUACAAUUAAUCGCAUAUUAGUAAGAAUAGAAUAAAAUGUCCAGUGAUACCGGCCGACCGGUAUGAUCACCUGAGGGAGGCUGACGUCAUCGCAGUGCCUCAAUUAAUGGUUUGCUCGGAUGCAUUAAGGGUAAAUUAUUUUUUUAAACUCACAUCGGUACGUGUUUGUAUAUUUCUCAUACCAUUGUUAAUUGACACUGUGAGUCAGACUGUUACAUUGUUAUACUGUUACCCGAUAGGUUAACAUGUGUUUCCUAACUAUGAACCAUAUAAGGAAGUCCGCCCCUCUGUGACAUCACAAAGGAAGAGUUUUACCACGCCUUUUGAAACAAAGCGUUUUGGGCCAUCCAUAACUUCUUUCAGUGCUCACUUCCAAAUACGUAAACCUCAUUAUCUGAAACGUUGGCAUCGUUUAACAUGAAAAUACAACAUUCUAGCUACAUUUAUUGGUCCCCUUUAAGAAAAAAGCUGUGGCUUAUACACCAGAAUUUAUGGUACAUUGAUUUUAAAGUGAUUAAUAGAGCGUAUCAUCUUUUUUGCACGUUUAAAUAUUGUCUAAAUUAUUUCCCAAAUGCAAUUCCACCCUCUGCCAUCUCUGUGUGGAGUUUGCAUGUUCUCCCCGUGCAUGCGUGGGUUUUCUCCGGGUACUCCGGUUUCCUCCAACAUUCCAAAAUCAUGCUAGGUUAAUUGGCGACUCCAAAUUGUCCAUAGGUAUGAAUGUGAGUGUGAA
Molecule: messenger RNA, 5237 nt
Organism: Doryrhamphus excisus (bluestripe pipefish)
Lineage: Eukaryota; Metazoa; Chordata; Actinopteri; Syngnathiformes; Syngnathidae
Gene: mamdc4
Product: MAM domain containing 4
Cellular component (GO): membrane
Molecular function (GO): protein binding
Source: RefSeq, a predicted model, not a curated record